Trypanosoma theileri is the source of this 4551-nucleotide messenger RNA. RefSeq names its product putative DNA topoisomerase II. Gene Ontology annotation, cellular component: nucleus. The record is from RefSeq and is a predicted model, not a curated record. NCBI's taxonomy places the organism in Eukaryota, Euglenozoa, Kinetoplastea, Trypanosomatida, Trypanosomatidae. The transcript has a single exon. Gene Ontology annotation, molecular function: DNA topoisomerase type II (double strand cut, ATP-hydrolyzing) activity; DNA binding; ATP binding. Bases 1 to 4551 code for a protein of 1516 amino acids. Gene Ontology annotation, biological process: DNA topological change; sister chromatid segregation; resolution of meiotic recombination intermediates.
AUGAGUAAUCGAACUGUAGAGGAAAUUUAUCAGAAAAAGACACAGCAUGAACACAUUCUAGCCCGUCCUGAUAUGUACAUUGGUACAAUUGAACCUGUUACAGAAGAUAUGUGGGUUUAUGAUGAGGCUGAAAAUAUGAUGAAACUUCGGAAAUGUACUUGGACUCCAGGUCUCUAUAAAAUAUUUGAUGAAAUUCUUGUGAAUGCUGCUGAUAAUAAAGUGCGUGAUCCUCACGGUCAGACAGUUAUUAAAGUAUGGAUAGACCCAGAGAAGGGUAUGGUGCGAGUAUACAAUAAUGGUGAAGGUAUUCCUGUACAACGUCAUCGUGAACAUCAAUUGUGGAUUCCAGAGAUGAUUUUUGGUCAUCUUUUAACUUCAUCUAACUAUGAUGAUACCGAAGCAAAAGUUACGGGUGGUCGAAAUGGAUUUGGUGCAAAAUUAACAAACGUUUUUUCUACUCGUUUUGAAUUAGAAACUGUUCAUAGUCGUUCUCGUAAAAAGUUUUUUAUGCGAUGGCGUAAUAAUAUGUUAGAUAGUGAGGAACCUGUUAUUACACCAUGUGAAGGACCUGAUUAUACAGUGGUAACAUUUUAUCCGGAUUUUGAAAAGUUUAAUUUACAGGGAUUUGGAGAAGAUAUGGUGUAUAUGAUGAAGCGUCGUGUAUAUGAUGUGGCUGGUUGUACAGAUAAAACACUUCGUUGUUAUUUAAAUGAUACAAAGAUUGCUUGUACUUGUUUUGCUGAUUAUGUGGAUCUUUAUCCCAUGAUGGGAGAAGAAAAGAAACCAGCAAGUUAUGCACGUGUAAAUGAUAGAUGGGAAGUUUGUGUACGUGUAUCUAAUAUUGGAUUUCAACAAGUAAGUUUUGUAAACUCUAUUGCUACUACACGAGGUGGAACUCAUGUGAAGUAUAUAACAGAUCAAAUUAUUGCAAAAGUAACCGAACAGGCAAAACGUAAAAAUAAAACAGAAGUUAAACCACAUAUGAUUCGACCUCAUUUAUUUGUUUUUAUUAAUUGUUUAAUUGAAAAUCCUGGAUUUGAUUCUCAGACAAAGGAGACUCUUAAUACACCUAAACCACGUUUUGGUUCCACCUGUGAUCUUCCUGCAUCUAUGGUGGAUUGUAUUCUAAAGUCUAGUAUUGUGGAACGAUCAGUGGAAAUGGCAAAUAGUAAAUUAACACGUGAAAUUGCAUCUAAAUUACGUAAUGCGGAUCGAAAACAAAUUCUUGGUAUUCCAAAAUUAGAUGACGCGAAUGAGGCAGGAGGAAAGUAUAGUCAUCGUUGUACACUUAUCUUAACAGAGGGAGAUUCCGCCAAAGCCCUUUGUACUGCAGGUCUCGCCGUUAAAGAUCGUGACUACUUUGGUGUAUUUCCAUUACGUGGUAAACCUCUUAAUGUGCGAGAUGCCACUCUUAAGAAGGUAAUGGCAUGUGCUGAAUUUCAAGCUGUGAGUAAAAUCAUGGGACUUGAUCUUAGACAAAAACAUGCUAGUAUAGAAGGAUUACGUUAUGGACAUUUAAUGAUUAUGUCUGAUCAAGAUCAUGAUGGUUCACAUAUUAAAGGACUUAUUAUUAAUAUGAUUCAUAAUUACUGGCCAGAUCUUAUUAAAACUCCAGGAUUUUUACAACAAUUUAUUACACCUAUUGUAAAAGCACGUAAAAAAGGACGAGCAUCUAAUGAUGAUCGUGCUAUUUCUUUCUUUUCAAUGCCUGAUUAUUUUGAAUGGAAAAAUUCUAUUGGUGAUGGUAUUCGUAAUUAUGAAAUACGAUACUAUAAGGGUCUUGGUACAUCUGGAGCAAAGGAAGGACGUGAAUAUUUUGAAAAUAUUGAUCGUCAUCGUCUUGAUUUUGUAUAUGAUGAUGCUACCGAUGAUUCACGAAUUGUAAUGGCAUUUGCUAAGGAUAAAGUAGAAGAACGAAAACAAUGGAUUACACAAUUUAAGGCAAAUACCAAUCCUAAUGAAUCGAUGAAUUAUAAUGUUAAGACCGUUUCCUAUUCAGAGUUUGUCGAUAAGGAACUUAUUCUCUUUUCUGUAGCAGAUUGUGAACGAUCUAUUCCAAGUGUUAUAGAUGGAUUAAAACCUGGUCAACGAAAGAUUAUUUUUUCUUCUUUUAAACGUAACCUUACACGAUCUAUUAAGGUGGUACAACUUGCUGGUUACGUUUCUGAACAUGCCGCUUAUCAUCAUGGAGAACAAUCAUUAGUACAAACUAUAGUAGGAUUAGCACAAGAUUAUGUGGGAUCAAAUAAUUUACCACUAUUACAACAAGAUGGUCAAUUUGGUACACGUUUGCAAGGAGGUAAAGAUCAUGCCGCAGGUCGUUAUAUCUUUACACGACUUGCAAAUAUUGCAAGAUUUAUUUAUCACCCAUCAGAUGAUUAUGUUGUAGAAUAUAAGGAUGAUGAUGGACUUUCUGUAGAACCUUUUUAUUAUGUUCCUAUUAUUCCAAUGGUACUUGUAAAUGGAACUUCUGGUAUUGGAACAGGAUUUGCAACUAAUAUUCCUAACUAUUCACCAAUAGAAGUUAUUGAUAAUUUAUUACGACUUUUAUCUGGAGAUGAACUUGUACCUAUGAAACCUUGGUACUUUGGAUUUACAGGUGAAAUUGAAGAAAAAGAAAAAGGUAAAUUUGUUUCUAUGGGUCGUGUCUCAGUACGACCUAAUGGUAUUGUAAGUAUUACAGAACUUCCAAUUGGUACAUGGACACAAGCAUAUAAAAAAUUUCUUGAAGAUCUUCGUGAAAAGGAAGUUGUGGUACAAUAUCGUGAACACAAUACAGAUGUUACCAUAGACUUUGAGGUAUUUCUUCACCCUGAAGUUCUUCAGCAAUGGACGGCACAAGGUUGUCUGGAAGAGAAGAUGCAACUACGAGAGUAUAUUCACGCCACCAAUAUUAUAGCCUUUGAUAGAGAAGGACGCAUUACCAAGUACCUGGAUGCGGAGGCGGUGUUGAAAGAGUUUUAUUUGGUGCGUCUAGAGUACUAUGCGAGGCGACGUGACUUUCUCAUUGGGGAUCUCCGCCGCGUGGCCUCCAAGCUGGAGAACAUGGUCCGCUUCGUGACGGAGGUGGUGGACGGCCACUUGGUAGUCACGCGGCGCCGCAAGAAGGACCUGCUGGAGGAGCUGCAGCAGCGCGGGUACGCCCCCUUCCCGCCGCAGCAGAAGAAGAAGGUGAGCUCGACGACCAUCCAGCAGGAGGACGAGGCGGACGGCGACGAGGGCGCGGCGGCGGACCCGGCGGCAGUCGCCACAAGUCUCGCGGGAAUGCCGUCCUUCCUGCACGGAGAAGAAGCGGGAGAAGAGGGAGAGACGCCGGAGGUGCAGCGGGCGGCGCGGGAUUACGAUUAUUUGUUGGGCAUGCGGCUGUGGAGUUUGACGGCGGAGAUGAUCGCGCGGCUCUUGGCGCAGCUGCAGCGGGUGCGGGAUGAACUCGCCGCGCUGGAGUGCCGCACACCGAAGGAUCUCUGGAAGGAGGAUCUCAUGCAACUGCGGCCACGCGUGGAGAAGAUCUUCGCCGACCGCGCUAAGGAGAUUGCAUCUAUUCAGCGCAGGAAAAUGGAGAAGAAGCGGCCGUUUGAUCCACAGCGGUUGCGAGUCCCGCUGCUCUCCGAUAAGGCACGGGAGGCACUCGCAAAAGAGUUUGUGAAGACAGAGAAGAAGAGUGGAAGGACCACACGAGCAACAACCGCAACAUCCGUGGACGAUGAUGGAAAUAGUAACAGUAACAAUACUACUACUAAUAAUAAUACUAAUAAUAAACCCGCACGUAAACCAGCAGCACGACGUAAGAAAAAGAAAUCAUCGAGUGAUGAUGAUGAUGACGAGGAUGAUGACUUUUUUGAUUUGGAUGACAGCAAUAAUGAUGAUGAUGGGAGCAAUUGGCGACCAAAAGAUGAGGAUGAUGAUGAUGAUGUGGAUAGUAAAAAUAAUAAUAAUAAUAAUAAUAAUAAUAAUAAUAAUAAUAAUAAUAAUAGCGGUGUAAAGAAGGAGAGUGUACGAAAAACGGCGGCUGAACGACCAGCAGCCAAGCGGGCGCCACGAAAACCAAAAGAAGAAACUUCAAAACGUGUGAAAACAGAAACAACAACAUCAACAUCAGUAAGAAAGCCAGUAACAGUUACAGAUGAUUUUGAUCUCGACUGUUUUGGUAUUGAGGCACUCACAAUACCCACAUCAACCCCAAUUACUAACUCCACCACACCUGCAGUCACAACAACAACAACAACAACAACAACAACAACAACACAGAGACAACCACGAUCCAGUGUGCUGGACGAUGAGGCAGAGGAUGAUCUCAUGCUUCUUGGCAUUGUGAAGGAUGAGGGGAAAAAACAACCUCCGGCACCGGCAGCAAAACCAGCAUCACGGGCUGCGAAAAAACCACAAGAGGAGAAACCACAAAAGACAUCAAAGACUUCCACAAAACGAAAGCGGAACCGCAGUGAAAGUAGCAGCGAAGAAGAGGAAUCCUUCUCAGAUGAUGAUGAUGAUGAUGAUGAUGAUGAUGCAACAUCUGAAGGAAGUUCUUCCUCAUAUGAUUUCAGUGACUAA